GCUCCUAGAAGGUGAGUACGGACGGUAUGCAAAGUUGUGAAUCCAGUGGCGACAGUGCGGAUGACCCUCUCAGUUGUGGCCUACGGAGAAGGGGACAGCCUCGUGUGGUGGUGAUCGGUGCUGGCUUGGCUGGCCUGGCUGCAGCUAGAGCACUUCUCGAGCAGGGCUUCACAGAUGUUACUGUGCUCGAGGCUUCCAGACACAUUGGGGGCCGUGUACAGAGCGUGAGACUUGGACACGCCACCUUUGAGCUGGGAGCCACCUGGAUCCAUGGGUCCCAUGGGAAUCCUAUCUACCAUCUAGCAGAAGCUAAUGGCCUUUUGGAAGAGACAACAGAUGGGGAGCGCAGCGUGGGCCGCAUCAGCCACUACUCCAAGAAUGGCGUGGCCUGCUACCUUACCAACCGGGGCCGUCGGGUCCCCAAGGACGUGGUUGAGGAAUUCAGCGAUUUAUACAACGAGGUCUAUAACUUGACCCAGGAGUUCUUCCGCCAUGGUAAACCAGUCAAUGCUGAGAGUCAGAACAGCGUCGGGGUGUUCACCCGGGAGAAGGUGCGCAAUCGCAUCAGGGAUGACCCUGAUGACACAGAGGCUACCAAGCGCCUGAAGCUCGCCAUGAUCCAGCAGUACCUGAAGGUGGAGAGCUGUGAGAGCAGUUCUCACAGUAUAGAUGAGGUGUCUCUGAGCGCCUUUGGAGAAUGGACAGAGAUCCCUGGCGCCCAUCACAUCAUCCCCUCAGGCUUUGUGCGAGUUGUGGAGCUGCUGGCUGAGGGCAUUCCCCCACAUGUCAUCCAGCUGGGGAAACCUGUCCGUUGUAUCCACUGGGACCAGGCCUCAGCUCGCCCCCGGGGUCCUGAGAUCGAACCCUGUGGUGAGGGUGACCACAAUCGCAACACUGGGGAGGGUGGCCAGAGUGGAGAGAGUUCCCAGCAGAGAAGGAGGGACGAGGAUGAGCAGUGGCCCGUGGUCGUGGAGUGCGAGGAUUGUGAGGUGAUUCCAGCCGACCAUGUGAUUGUGACCGUUUCGCUGGGCGUGCUCAAGAGGCAGUACACCAGUUUCUUUAGGCCAGGCCUGCCCACGGAGAAGGUGGCUGCCAUUCACCGCCUGGGCAUUGGUACCACCGACAAGAUCUUCCUUGAAUUCGAGGAGCCCUUUUGGGGCCCUGAGUGCAACAGCCUGCAGUUUGUGUGGGAGGAUGAGGCAGAGAGCUGUACCCUCACUUAUCCCCCUGAGCUCUGGUACCGCAAGAUAUGUGGCUUCGAUGUCCUGUACCCACCAGAGCGCUAUGGCCACGUGCUGAGUGGCUGGAUUUGUGGGGAGGAGGCUCUUGUCAUGGAGAGGUGUGAUGAUGAGGCCGUGGCUGAGAUCUGCACAGAGAUGCUGAGACAGUUCACAGGGAAUCCCAAUGUACCAAAACCUCGGCGAAUCCUGCGCUCAGCCUGGGGCAGCAAUCCAUACUUCCGAGGUUCCUAUUCAUACACACAAGUGGGCUCCAGUGGGGCAGAUGUGGAGAAGCUGGCCAAGCCUCUACCCUACACAGAGAGCUCCAAGACAGCGGGAAGUGGGGUUUUCAGAGCAGAGGAAACCAAAGUUCACAGAAGGACUUCUGUGGAGCUACCCCAGGCCACACAGCUUAGGGACAUGCUGUCUCACUAAGGGAGGGGACAGCCAAAGGAGGAAGCCAAGGGGCUCUUGGAAGAUGCAGACAGGGACAGGAGGUGCAGGAGGGGUGGCUUUGAGAGUCUGCCAAAACUGUCAGCCCUUCAGGACGUCGCCUUCCAUCAAAUAGCUGCCUCCUGUAAAUUGUAUGCAGGACAGUCCUCAAAGCAAAUUCAAGGCUGAUGGACAAGGAAGAGAAAAGACCUCAGAAAGAGACACUACCUCUAACAGGAGCGUGGGCUGCGUCCCACAUGCUGACCAAGUUUCUGAAAGCAGAAGUGGCAUCUGGGCUCUGUCCAGCGUGUGACACUUCUGUCAGCAUUCACACCAGGGCUGCUGCCAUGCCAUUUCCAUUGCCUGGAAGUUCUUUCCUGCAGUCUGUGUUACAUCGGGAGUCCAUGCUCUUAGUUGCAUGGAGUAUUGUGCCAUAGGCAUUGGGGACUCCAGGGUUAAGGUCUUCAGCUGUCACUUUGUGGGAGUCUCAGACAUUCCACAGGGGACUGGGGUACUUGGCAGUCAUUGUCUCUGCCAUUGUUGCUAUGUCACAUAUGAAUGACUGCCAUUUUUCACUUGAUGGUGGCUGACCAGAGCAUAGGGUAGGCGUGAAAUACCUCUCUGUGUUGAGACAAACUGAUUGAGGUAGGAGCCAUCUUGGCUUGUAGUUUCAGCCUGUGGGUGGGUUGGUUCUGUUGUUUUGGGCUAGUAUGUCAUGGUAAGAGCAUGUGGUAGAGGACUGUCUGUCUCAUGGUGGCUGGCAAACAAAGGAAGGGGUUAGGGUCCUAAUAGGCCCUUGAAGGGAAUGCCUACAAUGAUCUGGGCCCCUCCCAUAAGGCCCUGUCUCUUAAAGGUUUCGUUGUGUCUCAGUCUGAUUAACCUGUCAAGUUAACAGUUUUUCAGCUUAAUGACAGAGUGGCAGGAAGCUGGAAUUUCUCUGGGUCAGCCUGUUCAUUGAGCCGAUUUCCCAUAUGUAUAGGGGAACAGGCAGGAAGUGUCCCGCUAAGGUGGCCAUGACAUCUAAUCUCAUGCUAUAUAUUGUUACUAGACAAAGGGGUCAGUCACUGCCCUGUUCCAUACAACUGAAAUGGCUGUAGGUGGAUAAAUCCAUUAUCAUGUCCCUUUAUUCUAGCGGUUGUUGUUCUGAUAAUGAAGAACACCCCAAACCGGCUCUCAAGGAGUGAGAAGUGUUGGGCAUUUUAUCUUACAGAUUCAUUGCACAUGUAACUUGGGUGUGUUGGAUUCAGGGUUCACUCUUCAUCUCACCCUCUACUUUUUUGUCUUGCAUCUACUACUACCCCUAUCCCAGUAUGUGGGACCACAUGGAAUCACACAGCCAUCUAUACACCCCAGCUCAAGACCAUGUCACCACAUUGUCUUCUCAUUUGUGAGUGACUUCAGUGUCCUAUCUAGCUGUGUGGGCAGGUAGCUGUCCUUUGCUUAUGAGUUUGAGCUGGGUUUCUCUGUGUGUGUCCUGGCUACUUGUAAAUGGCUCUGGGGUUGAGAUUUUUACCUUUGCCCAUUGCUUCACUUGGUCUCUUCUCCUAAAACCAGUCAGCAUAAUUCAGUCAUGGGCCAAGCCAUCCCAGCGCUCUUCUGGAGGAGAAGGGCUGUGCCCACUUGAUCAGAAUAAAGCAGAGAAAGCAAACUGCACAAGACAUACGGUGUUGCCUACACCAUCUCUCCAUGGAUAUAGCUGGGCCAAAGAAGAAUCGCCCCCUCCCCAUUCCUUCACAGUGUGUUCCAACUGCCCUCUUCUUCGUUUGAAUAAGUGGCACUGCUAUCCCUUGGCUUCAGGAGAACACCCAAGUCAUUGUCCACUCCCCAUCUUCUGAAUUGCCAUAGGCAAGUUUCAUCAACUCUCCUUACACAUUUUGAAUCUAAUCCUUUCAAACUCUCCACUGUUCCUGCAUUUCUGCCUUGAAUGGCUGCAGUGGCCUGCUAGAUGGUGUUCCUCUGUAACCUCCUCUCUUAGCCCGUUGGCCACAUAGCCACCGUGGCCAGUCCAGCCUCCCUGGUUUCCAGUGGCGGCCCUCACACUGGAGAACCAAGGUGCUGCUUGCAGACACCUAUGAGCUGUCCCAAGAUCCGCCUACCACCAUCUCCUUCCCUUAGUCCUGGCUGCUCUGUUUGCCCAGAACUCCCAGCCCACCUCGCUGGUCUCAGAUUUCUACUCAGACACUUUGGGGGACACUACCCGGAGCAUCCCUUUUCCAUGGUUACCCUACUCUGUUCCCUCCUUUUCUUCCCCCGUUUUGCUAUCUGGUGUUUGUUUAUCUAUGCAGUUGCCUGUCCAUCUUCCCACCACCAGGUAAGUUCCAUCUUCACCGUUGCGUAUCCAGUGCGUCUAAAAUAGUGCCCGGUGUAACAGCAGGUUUACACAAACAUUUGGAGAAUGAGGGGAUGAGGACACCAUGCAAUGAUGAUGUCAACCUGGAGACCCACCCCCAGUGCUGGUGACAGUCCUCUUGGGGCCUCCCUCGCCAGCUUUCUGAGACUCCCCUCCUUACCACAACUCCGUUCUCUUUGCUGUCUCAGGCAAUAGGCCCUUCUGCCUCACAGACCAAUAAAAGCUGACUAAAAGUCACUUCCUCACCUAGACUGCAAGCUCUCCAGCCUGCUGUGGAAAUUCCCUCGUGACAAAAUGAGAGGAGUGGUUGGCCCCUGCCUCUGCUGCCGUGACCUCCACCUGUGUACCCCACCCUCUAACGCCGGAUCCUUUAUCUCGAUUUUCCAGUCACCUGUCCUCCUCUUGCUUUCGUGUCUUUUGCUGCUUCCCACUGGCAAACUUCGCGUACCAUUUUCUACACUGGUGCUUCCUCCAUCCCACUCUGCUCACACCAGCAGUUGUUAGGGAAGGGCAGACUGCCCUUCUCUCAAGGCAGGCCCGGAGGGGCAGAAGUGAACAGGCCUGCUCCCUGGAAGGACAAGCCGUGCCCUCUGGCGCCACCUUCUGGCCAUAUUCAAACAGCGCUUACUGCAUUGAGAGGAUGUGUUUGGAUUCUCUGAGCCAUUUUGAAUUAAAAAAAAAAAAAAAAAAAAGAACCAAGCAAGUCAUCCUGGGACCCCCUUUAAUUAAUACUGAACAAAUGAAUAUUAUUGUAAUUGUGCCUCUUCCUACAUUUCCAUUGACUUUUCAUUACCAAUAAAAAGAGGCACUGUUGGUUCCUA
Cricetulus griseus (Chinese hamster) is the source of this 4823-nucleotide messenger RNA. NCBI's taxonomy places the organism in Eukaryota, Metazoa, Chordata, Mammalia, Rodentia, Cricetidae. The record is from RefSeq and is a predicted model, not a curated record.